This is a messenger RNA of Maniola jurtina (meadow brown), 1811 nucleotides long. It is a transcript of the gene Rbp6, whose product is annotated as RNA-binding protein Musashi homolog Rbp6. The record is from RefSeq and is a predicted model, not a curated record. Gene Ontology annotation, molecular function: RNA binding. The transcript is spliced from 15 exons. Gene Ontology annotation, cellular component: cytoplasm. Bases 313 to 1374 code for a protein of 353 amino acids. Lineage: Eukaryota; Metazoa; Arthropoda; Insecta; Lepidoptera; Nymphalidae.
CGCGGGGGGCGAGCACGUGUCGCGCGCUCACGUGGUGGUGACGAGCGCGCUCGCAUCCAUCGUGCGGCUCGUAUGAAUAAUUGUGUACGGAGUGAAUGAAUCGAUGCGGCGGUGGCGCGGGAGCGGCGGGGCGGCGGGCGCGGCGGCUCUGCGUGGCGGGGUGCGCCCGGCGGCCGGCGCGGGCCGCGGCAGUCUCGUGCCGGUAGUCGGUAGUGCAACCGAGCGACUCCGGGAGUCGUCCCCGCCGCGUCGUCGCUCGCUCGUAGUCGUAGUGCGUCCGCCGGCCCGCCCCCGCCGCCGGCGCUCGAACCCAUGGAAACCCAGAACCAGGAUGUGGCCCACAGCCCCGCCGAGGUGCCCAACGACCCGGGGAAGAUGUUCGUCGGAGGUCUCAGCUGGCAGACUAGUCCAGAAAGCCUUCGAGACUACUUUAAUAAAUUCGGCGAAAUCACAGAGGUUAUGGUUAUGAAAGAUCCCACGACGAGGCGGUCGAGGGGUUUUGGGUUUAUCACAUUCAGCGACCCAGCCAGCGUAGACAAAGUUUUAGCGCAAGCAACACACGAAUUAGAUGGUAAAAAGAUAGACCCCAAAGUGGCGUUUCCCAGAAGAGCACAUCCAAAGAUGGUGACCAGGACAAAGAAAAUCUUCGUAGGAGGGCUAUCAGCACCCACAACGCUGGAAGAUGUAAAGAAUUACUUUGAACAGUUUGGACCGAUCGAGGACGCCAUGUUAAUGUUCGACAAACAAACUAAUAGGCACAGAGGUUUCGGUUUCGUCACAUUUCAAAGUGAAGACAUAGUAGACAAAGUGUGCGAAAUCCAUUUUCACGAAAUCAACAAUAAAAUGGUGGAAUGCAAAAAAGCACAACCGAAAGAAGUCAUGCUUCCAGCGAACUUGGCGAAGACGAGAGCCGCCGGACGCGGCGCCUACGAUUUCAUGUGGUCAUUGGGUGCUCUUCCUGACGGUUUCCCCGCAGCGUACGCCGCCUACGCGGCAGGACGUAGCUAUUCGGGCUAUCCUAGCUUCGGGCUGCCGUACCCCGCAGUGGACCUGACCAACGGCCAACUCACACCGAAUAACAACACACCGCUGCUCGCGCAAGCGCUCUCAGUGAUGAACAACUACCAGGCGGCCGCAGCCGGGUUUGGACCUCCAGCGUCGCCACACACGGCCGGCGGCCGGGCGGGGUUCCCGUCCGCUAGCUCGCCGGGUCCCGCGCUCGACGUCUACGGCUCAGCGGCGGACAGCGUCGGCUACGUACAGGCAGCGAGCCCCCAGCCCUCCGGAUUUCCCGCCAUUGCAGUUAGCCGCGCACCCCUCAAUUAUACCCCAGGACCCUUGAUUCCUGCGGCUUUCACCAACGGUUAUCAUUGAAAGUGUUAUAGCACAAAUAUUUAACGUGGCGAGCGGCGUGGCGACGCGUAGCACACCAACGCGCAACACAGCCCCACCAACCUGCCGGCGAGUGCUCGCGUUCGCGCCCGCCGCGGCCGCGAGCCAGUCCGCGCACGCCGCGCCACGUGCCGCAUCGGCGACGGUCGUGUAAUCCGUCCGGCCACCGCGCGGACCGAUCCGUCGACCGCGGCAUCUAAACCUCACACCCACCAACACGAAUCCCAACUCUCCCGACCCCACGACCCGACCUCGAUCCCUAACCCUAUAAGAUUCGACACCUUGUCUAUUGUAAAUAAUGAUAAUCUACUUUUUGUCGUGUGAACGAGAGAUAGUCUAUUGAUUAAACAGGUAUUUUUUCAAAUUAUUCUCGCUUCGACUGUACCGUAGAUGUGUUGUCAAUAUUAAAUGAUUAAACU